GAAACCAGGAUGAUAGAGUAACAAGAAUCCAGUACGUACAGUAUCUUUCUCAACUCCGCAACGAGGAAAACUCUUGAGAAGAUAACAACCAAGUAAAGUAAGUGAUACAAACAACCUGGCUGCUAACUUUUCCAUACUCCAUUUCCAAAUAAUAAUAAUAACCAUUGAAAGACCGGGACCAACCACCUGAACUAUGUGGUCGAAAGCAUACAAAUCGCUCCUCUAUACAUCCCUCAUCGCACGCCCCCAUUGCAUCGCUGCCUUCACCCCCAACGCUCUCGCCACCGUAGCCACGGCUUUGAACAGAAGCACUACCUGCCAGGAACGAAGCAGCACCCUCGCAACAACACGCAGAACGAUGACUGCCGAUGCCAAAUCCGCGGUAGACGUGGGCGCGGACCCCUAUGUCUGGCUGGAAGACGUCGAAUCGGAAGAAUCCCUCAACUUUGCCAAGGCCUCGAACGAGAAGUGCCUGGAGGCCCUCGGCGAUCCAAAGGCCGGACCGACCUACGACCGGGUGCUGGAGGUCCUCGAAUCGGAGGAUCGCAUCGCCUACGCAUCCUGCCACGGACGCGAUCCCGAUCGGGACGACCAGCGCAUGUAUUUCAAUUUCUGGAAGGACAAGGAGCACCCCAAGGGGAUCUGGAGAAAGACGACGGAAGACGAAUACAGCAAGGACAAGCCGGCCUGGGAAACCGUCCUGGACGUCGAUGCCCUCGCGGAAAAAGACGGGAUCAGCUGGGUCUACAAGGGUUCUGCCCUCUUGCCGCGGGGACGGGAUCCCACCAACGGAAAAAUCGUCACCAGGGGCCUGUUGAAACUGUCGCGCGGGGGAUCCGAUGCGGUCCAUGUCAAGGAGUUUGAUUUGAMCACGAACGAAUUCGUCGGCGAAGAGGACGGCGGCUUUGUCGUUGGGGAGGCCAAGACACGCAUCAGCUACAAGGGACGGGACGUGGUGUUGGUCGGAUCCGAUUUCGGAGAGGGAUCCCUCACGGAUUCCGGGUAUCCGAGAACCGUCAGGGAAUGGACCCGCGGGACCCCACUCGAAGACGCCCCGACCGUCUUUGAGGGAGAAGCUACGGAUGUUGCAGUCAAUGGGUACCUAGCCGAUGAACGCAUCUGGGGAGGAAGCAUCUGGCAGGUUCACAGCCGCAGCAUUACAUUUUACACGAGCAAGUACUGGUUUGCAAAGCUGACCGAAGACCACCUGCUGAAACCCGAGGAUCGCCCCGCCGACCUCCCCGAACCAGAGUUCAAGGAAAUGGACAUCCAAGACGAUGCCGGAUUGGAUUACAUGGGAAAUCUCUUGUUCAUUGAAUUGCGAUCCGACUGGACUCCGAAAGACGACGGCGUCACGUACAAGCAGGGAUCGGUCAUCUAUUGUGACUUUGAAAAGUUUUGGAGCGGCGGCAAGGCCGCUGUGGACUACAGCAUUCUGUUCGAACCUACCGAGAAAACGGCGUACGAGUACUUUACGGUGACCAAGAAUUAUUUGAUUCUAUCCAGCACGGAUACCGUCAAGUCGAAACUGCAAUUCUACAAGCUUGGUGACAACGGAAACUCGAUUACGUUGGUUUCGGGGGGCAACACCGAGGCGAAGAUUCGCGAUGCCAACUGCCGCACCAUUGAUGCAAAGGAGAGCGACGAAUUCUGGUUCACCACUAGUGGAUACACGACUCCCAGUACUAUGUACUCUGCCGACCUGAGCAAAAUCGAGGAAGAAGGAGCGUCGGACAAGGAAGACGCAUUCAUCAUUGAAAAACUCAAGAGCUUGCCGUCCCAGUACAAUUCCGAUGAUCUCGUGGUGGAACAAAAAUUCGCCACCAGCAAGGACGGAACCGAAAUCCCGUAUUUCAUGAUCCGAAAGAAAGACAUCGAGCUCAACGGCAAGAAUCCCACUCUGUUGUACGGAUACGGUGGCUUUGAGAUCUCGCUCACUCCGAGAUACGGUGCCACGACGGGACUGGCCUGGCUCGAACGCGGUGGCGUUUACGUCGAGGCCAACAUCCGCGGAGGUGGCGAGUUCGGUCCCGGCUGGCACCAGGCGGCGCUGAAGGAGAACCGCAACAAGGCCUACGAGGACUUUAUUGCCGUUGGCGAGCACCUGAUCGAAACGGGCAUCUGCAAACCCAAGACCCUGGCCGCCCGGGGGGGCAGCAACGGCGGGCUGCUGAUGGGAAACAUGUACGUGAUGAGGCCCGAUCUGUGGGGCGCCAUCCACUGCGCCGUCCCCCUGCUGGACAUGAAGCGCUUCCACACGCUGCUGGCCGGUGCGAGCUGGAUGGCCGAGUACGGGAAUCCAGAAAACGACUGGGACGACUUUUUGCACCAGUACAGCCCGUACCACAACAUCGACGCGGACCGGGCCUCGUACCCGCCGAUCCUGGUCACGACGAGCACCCGCGACGAUCGCGUCCAUCCCGGCCACGCCCGCAAGUUUGUCAAGAAGCUCUGGGACAUGGGCGAAGGAAAAGACUGGCCCGUGCACUACUACGAAAACAUCGAGGGCGGCCACGGAGGUGCCGCCGACGCGAAGCAGUCCGCGUUCAUGACGUCUCUCGCCUUUGACUUUAUGUUCGAGACUCUGUCCGAAAACGCCAAGAACAUGGACUAGUAGAGCUAAACUAGUUGAGAGUUGU
Messenger RNA from Pseudo-nitzschia multistriata, 2639 nucleotides. The record is from the annotation of a GenBank genome assembly. NCBI's taxonomy places the organism in Eukaryota, Bacillariophyta, Bacillariophyceae, Bacillariales, Bacillariaceae.